Molecule: messenger RNA, 2206 nt
Organism: Tetrahymena thermophila SB210
Lineage: Eukaryota; Ciliophora; Oligohymenophorea; Hymenostomatida; Tetrahymenidae
Product: H-type lectin domain protein
Exons: 4
Biological process (GO): cell adhesion
Molecular function (GO): carbohydrate binding
Source: RefSeq, a predicted model, not a curated record
AUUUAAUUAAGAGUAAAAAAGGAGACAAGCAAAUAAAAUGAGAUUAAUUUAUAAAUUGACUACUUUCUUUAUUCUUAUUAGGCUUUCAUAUUUAAAAUAAAUAAGUAUUGUAGACAGUAAUUUCAGUAAAACAGGCAAUUUUAUACUAACUAAUUAAAAUCCAUCAAUCAAUGUUAGUUUUGAAAGCAAAUUUUCUUCUAUCCCUUAAGUGAUAAUCUCUUAAAGCUAUUUGGAUUCAUCGAAAAAUACUAAUGAACUUGAUUAUUAAGUUUAAUUAUCAGCUAUUGAUUAGACUGGCUUCUAAGCUGUCCUCAUAUAUUCUUAAAAUUCUUAAGUAUUUUAAGUUGAUUAUAACUAUAUAGCAACGAUAGGUAGUAAUAUUUAUUCAAUAUCUAAAUCAAUUGACAUUAAUAGUAUGAAUUAAAGCUCUGACGCAAACUAUUAAAUUUAUUCAGCUUUCAUUCCUUUUUCUAAAAAUAAUCUUCCUAAUAACCCAAAAAUCUAUGCUAAGGCUAUCGGAUUUAUGACAGGAUUUUAUAUAAAAUUUAAUUAUUUUGAAUUUUACUAUCAAGAUAAUAAUUCAAUUAUGAUGAAUAUGUAUUAAGAAACCAGUUAUGAAUUUAUUUUAGAUUCUUCCAAUUGCUUAUACAAUAACGUAAUAUCAAACCAAUAUUAAUCAUUAAACUAAGAAUGCAAAAAAGGACUUUCUGGUGAUGAUAUUUUAAAAAAAUUUGCAAGAGUGUAGACUUCUAAAACUCCAAUAAAUGUCUAGCAUAUAACUAAACAAGAUUUUGCUAUUGGUUUUUCUAAAAUGUCUUGUAAUUUAUCUGCCUAAAAUCCUAGAAUUGUUCUAUAUGAUUUUGCCUUAUCUAGUAAUACAAUCUAAAUCACUUACUACACUUGGUAAGGUUCUUAGGUAUUAGGAGUAACUUCUACUAUUAUUGAAUUAUAUAGUUUAUCAUGCCCUACAGGUUUUUUCUAUUCCUUUGCUGCUUCUGAUUGUGUAAACAGUUGUGAAUAAUAAACUUAUCAAGAAUAAAAUCUGUCAAAUAAUAGUUUAUUACCUACUUGUAAUCAAUGUAAUACUACUUGUUUUGAUUGUACAGGUCCCUUAUCUAAUAAUUGCAAAAGCUGCUCAGUUAAUUUUCCUUAUUUUAAUACAAUCACAAACGAAUGCUUAUAGCAAAAGCCUAUUUCAGGCUAUUUUUGCAUACAAAGCAAAGAUAUCUCAUACCAGUUUAAUUGUUAACCUUGUAAAGAUAUUUAUUGUAAUAACUGCACAGAUAUUAUACCAAACUCUUGUUCGCAGUGCUAACCAAAUACUUAUUUAUACAACAACAGCUGUUAAUAAACAAAACCUUCUCCAGCUUUUUGUGACAGUUAAAAUAUUUGCCAAAAAUGCUCUAUUUAAUAUUGUCUCAGCUGUGAUCAAGGACCUUAAACUUGUAGUUAGUGCCCUAGUUCAUUUUAUAUUGAUCAAAAUACAAACUAAUGCAAAUGCCCUUAUGCUACUUUCUUAGAUUCAAAUAACCCUCAAUGCAUACCAUGUCCAAUUAAUUGUGCUAUAUGUUAAAGUAGUAUAUAUUGCUAGGUCUGUGCUUCAGAUUCAUUAAAAGACCCGUUAAAUCCUGGAAAAUUUGCUAGUAAUGUGCUCCAUAAUGCCUUACUUGUUCUGAAUCUCAAUCUAAUUGUUAAUCAUGUAAAACUGGUGCUUAAAUAAAAUUUAAUUCUGUGUCUAAUUAAAAUGAAUGCACUUGUAUUGAUUAGAAAGAUACAUAAAAUUAAAUAACUGGUAAUUGUUAGUAAUGUCAAGAUCCUAUGUGCUAGUAGUGUGAUAUCAAUAAUAGAAAUUAGUGUUUAUAAUGCAUAUAAUAAGCAUAAUUUUCACAAACUAAUUAGAAAUGUGUGUGUUCUUAAUCUACCUAUUACUCAUAAAGUACCAAUAGUUGCAUUUAAUGUCCUUAAGCAAAUUGUUUGGAAUGUUUACCUGAUGGCUCUUAGUGCAUUUAAUGUAAAAGUGGGUUCUUUUUUGAUAACAGGCACAAUACUUGUAGCUUUUGCAAAUCAGAGUGCAGUUCUACAACUAGGAUUCUUGAUCUAUAAACAAAUAGCUGUGCAUGCAAGCCUUCUUUUAUAGAAACCAAUCAAUAGGAUUGCUAAUUUAGUCCAAGCCCUAACAUUUUAUUCAAAGUUGCAAGUAUAAUGA